Talaromyces proteolyticus is the source of this 1155-nucleotide messenger RNA. RefSeq names its product putative alcohol dehydrogenase. Lineage: Eukaryota; Fungi; Ascomycota; Eurotiomycetes; Eurotiales; Trichocomaceae. The transcript has 3 exons. Bases 1 to 1155 code for a protein of 384 amino acids. The record is from RefSeq and is a predicted model, not a curated record. Gene Ontology annotation, molecular function: oxidoreductase activity.
AUGAAGGUAAUACUGCCAGAAAAAAACAUCCCGACUCGAGCAUUAGUGGUGGAGAAACCCCAUGGCCCUUUCGUUCUACAGGAUAUCAUCUUAGACGAAGUGCGAGAUGACGAAGUACUAGUUGAAAUCAAAUAUUCAGGUUUAUGUCAUACGGAUCUUGUGGUCCAACAAGGGCGGGUGCCCCUGGGAGAUUUUCCGGCGAUCCUUGGUCAUGAAGGAGCUGGCGUUGUCCGAAGGCUUGGAAGCUGUUUGAAAGAUCAGUCAUUGAUGGUGGGUGAUCGGGUUCUCUUGAGUUUCAGCUCCUGCAUGAACUGUUCAUAUUGUGCUCAAGGUCUGAAUGGUUUGUGUGCUCGCAUACAUAAGAUCAACUUUACCGGCACUCGACUCAAAGAUGGGAGCAAUCCGGCAAGUUUGAGUAGCGGCACUGGUGUUAGGAGCAAGUUUUUUGGGCAAUCGUCGUUCAGCAAACUUGCUGUUGUUUCUGAAACAUCAAUCGUCAAAUGUGAGCUGUCCAACGAGGAAUUGGCAAUCAUGGCACCGAUGGGCUGUGGUUAUCUUACGGGUGCGGGGACCGUGAUGAGAGUUUUGAAACCUCAGAAGGAGAGUGCUUUGGCUAUCUUCGGUAUGGGAGCAGUAGGCUUGAGCGCUUUGAUGGCUGCCAAAGCCAUAGGAGUUGAGCGACUGAUCGCAGUUGACAUCCUGGAUACGAAAUUGAGCCUGUCAAUUUCUCUUGGAGCUACCGAUACUAUCAACUCCGGAAAAGUCGAAAGCCUCGGGAAGGCCCUACGAGAGCUAGUCAGGGAUGGGGUUAACCAAAUUAUUGACACUACUGGGCUUAGCUUUCUGAUCGAGGAUGGUGUCCGUGCUCUCGGUCACGGAGGAAGCUUUGCAAUCGUUGGAGCACCCCGUCCUGGCGAAACUAUCACAGUUGACCCCCUCGACAUGUUACGCUCCUGUAAACGACUGAUCGGUGUUGUUGAAGGAGCAUCAAAUCCUGUCACGCUCAUUCCAGAGUUGGUGAAGUUAUAUCGUCAGGGUUUAUUUCCAAUUGAUAAACUUUCACGGACGUAUUCAGUUAUCGAUCUCAACACAGCCGUUGAAGAUCUUAAGGCAGGUCUCGUUGUAAAGCCAAUACUAUCAUGGGAGUCUGUAUAG